Messenger RNA from Cetraspora pellucida, 516 nucleotides. The record is from the annotation of a GenBank genome assembly. NCBI's taxonomy places the organism in Eukaryota, Fungi, Glomeromycota, Glomeromycetes, Diversisporales, Gigasporaceae.
AUGUACAAUCUUCGCAUACUUGUCAUCUAUUUUCCAAUAAACAAAUGGCUUAAUUCAAAGUAUAUCAAAAAUCUUUUAGAAUCAUCUGAUGACAUUUUAUUAAAAUUGGGACAAACUGAUGAAUCUGUGAACUUCACACAACAACAGAUCAAACAAUUACAUGAAGCUCAAAAACAAGAAGCUUUUCAUCAAUAUAAGCUCCAAAUUAGUCUCUUGAAAAAUCCCGAAGCAACUCCGAAUGUUAUUACAACAAUAUGGAAUAGUACUACUAGUAAUUGUAAUACUAGUUCUAUAUUUCAGGCUCCUGAUGCUAUUCAUUUCUUAGCUGACGAAAGAAUCCUCAAGUUUCAUGUGAUAGAAAUUGGAUUCAUAGUUGAUCCAGAUUUUUCUAAUGUUGCUGAAGAAUUUUUCAUGCAAUCCAAACAACCUCAUUCGGCAAUACAAUGGGAAUUUAUUUCAAAUGUGAAACAUUAUCUUUCUGAUGUUAUAUUGGAUCAAAUUAAACAAUUCGAAGAA